AUGGAGUUCAAUCCAAAAGGAGCAGUGAGUUCUGCUGCAGGUGAUUCACGUCCACGAUUGCCUGAUAUCAGUCAUCGUGCGAUGGCAACAACGACCAACGUGCUAGGUCUUCUGCACGAUAAUCUUUUGCCUUCCUUGAACCUGCAUUCGUCUCUUGCGAUGUUCGCCUAUACUGUCAGCCGUGCGACUGGUCGUGUCGAAAUCAAGGACUGGCUCUGGCCUUCAGGAAUGGUUCUCAAUGCCUGGUAUCAUGGAGUCUUGGCACGUAGUUGGGAGAAUGGACUCAGUCUGCGCGAGUCGAUAUCAACACUCGGCUGGACACAAAAGCUGCUACUCGGUGGUAUCACGCUAUGGGGUGUUAGACUCUUCACACGCAUCGCUACUCGCAGCAUCAAGCGUGGAAAGGACGACUCAAGAUACGACGACAUGAACCAAGAUACCAGUUUCUGGAACAAGGCGUUCUUCACUGUCUUCAUCCCGGAGGCAGUCUUUCAAGCUCUGAUCUCACUCUCGUGGUCCUUGGUGCUGCAGCAGGGCACAAUCGGAAGCCUUGAAGCCACACCUCCUCAAUACAGUGGCUUGCUUCAUGGGCUUGCAGUUGGACUUUAUACUACCGGUCUCAACAUGGAGGCCAUGGCCGACCAACAGCUCGAAGAGCAUAAGAAGCAAAGCAGUGAUCUCAAUCGUAGUGGUGUCUUCUCGAUUGUGCGUCAUCCCAACUACCUUGGCGACGCCCUGGUACACUUCUCUUUCCCAUUACUCCUGGCUGCGGAUGGCAUGCUCCACCCUCUCAGUCUUGUGGGACCUCUUGCAAACUACGUCUUUCUACGAUUCAUUGGCGGCGACAAGCAGAAUGAGGAGUCACAGGAGCAGCGUUACAAGGCAGAGGCACCCCAGAAAUAUCGCCAGUUGGAGGAGUGGCGCGCCAACAAGAACAGUUUCUGGCCUGCUCUGAGAGAAGUGACUAAUCCUUGGUCGCUUGCUCUAAUAAGUCUAGGAGCAUUCGGUGUUUUGGCUGAGCGUGGCCUCAGAAAAUACAUGCGGGCUUAG
Messenger RNA from Aureobasidium subglaciale EXF-2481, 1050 nucleotides. RefSeq lists its product as uncharacterized. The transcript has a single exon. The record is from RefSeq and is a predicted model, not a curated record. Gene Ontology annotation, cellular component: membrane. NCBI's taxonomy places the organism in Eukaryota, Fungi, Ascomycota, Dothideomycetes, Dothideales, Saccotheciaceae. The coding region runs from base 1 to 1050 and encodes 349 amino acids.